This is a messenger RNA of Spodoptera exigua (beet armyworm), 819 nucleotides long. NCBI's taxonomy places the organism in Eukaryota, Metazoa, Arthropoda, Insecta, Lepidoptera, Noctuidae. The record is from the annotation of a GenBank genome assembly.
AUGGCGGUGUCAGUACUGGUCCAGCACCAAACAGGAGUGUUUGCAUUAACUGUGCUUAAUUUCCGUGAACAUUUCGCUUUUUGCGUGAAGCGAGCAAGCAGCGCAGCGCGCGGCUUAGUACGCGGCGGGCGGCGUCACGUGCCAAGUGUUUCGCAAAGAUUUACCAGGCAGAUAUACUACCGCACCCAGACUGAGCGUUCUGUUUACUACGCCGCAGUGGCAGUGGACGAGGGGGAUGCUCCUCGCUCAUUAGUUAAAUGCCGUUAUAAGCAAAACGUCGGGAGUCUUGUGACGGACCUGUUUGUAAGCAACCGUUGUGGUAUACAGCCCAGCCAGAGCAUGGGUGUCAUUGAUCCUUCAUCACACUUGGUUCCGGCUGGUGGAGGCGCAGGUCCGGCAGCGGGCGGUGGCAGCGCCGGGUGUCGCGUGACACUACAUUUACAUAGACCUGCUAUCGCGCCGAUCUCGCAAUCGUUGAGCUCCGGUGCCGUAUCUAACAUCGCUGCAGCAAUACCUGCCUGGCUGCAGAAGGUACACUUUGCAGCGAACCUGUCCAGUGUACCGCCCGACUUGCCAACUGCACGAGGUAUCUGUUCUAGCCAUCGGGACGGGAUUUCGCCCACCGUCGAGGCAUUGUCUCUACUACAAUAUCUUUCAUCGGUGCCGAAGUUGUUGUCUCCGCGCCCUGCGACGGAUCUACAGUGCAAUAGAACUUCUGAAGUUGUCUGUGUCGUAAGAUCCGGUGUAGCUGUCGCAGUGUCGUCAGUAUUGUCGCGCUUCGCUGCGUUCAGUCGCAAGAUGGCGGCGCUCGCUAAUUAA